This is a messenger RNA of Macrosteles quadrilineatus (aster leafhopper), 1603 nucleotides long. RefSeq lists its product as uncharacterized. The coding region runs from base 161 to 685 and encodes 174 amino acids. NCBI's taxonomy places the organism in Eukaryota, Metazoa, Arthropoda, Insecta, Hemiptera, Cicadellidae. The transcript has 5 exons. Gene Ontology annotation, cellular component: BLOC-1 complex. The record is from RefSeq and is a predicted model, not a curated record.
GGUUAUACAACUUAACCUCAAUGACAACUUGUAAAACUAAUUAAAUUAAUUUUGAAGGAAUACUGUACUGUACAGUUUAUCAUCUUUUAUUUUAUGCAGUAGUCUAUUAUCACUAAAUAUUUAAGAUUUGUUGUUAAAUCGCUAAUUCACCACAAAGGAAAUGGAUAAGAAAGAAUUGGAUAAAGCUUUUGUAAUUCUCGGAGAGGCUUCAGAAUCUGACGAUGAUGAGAAAGUUGUUCUAUCUGUGGUAAGAAAUAAAGAUAAAUCCUCAUCAGUACCAUUUAACAAGGGAGUAAUCAUACCUGGAGAGGCAUCUGAAUCAGAAAGUGAAAAUGAAGAAGCAUGCCGUGAUGCGUUUUUUGCCAGAAGUGGAGCCGUAGAGAAUGACAUAGAUGCAGAGGAACAACCUCACUCUGCUCAGUACGAUACAUUACUUCAUAAAAAACUGAGAGAUUGCAACACCUCACUUCACAAUGAUGUUGUCAACUACUCCCGUCAUGGUUUGGUUAAUGGAGUGAGAGCGUUCAGUACCAUAAACCAACAGCUGUUGACAACACAGAUACAGAUCCAAGACUCGGCCAUAGCUCUUGGUCGAGCCAGUGAUGUGCUGGGAAAACUUGGAGAAAGUCUCAAUGCCCUCCUAUCCACCCCUUACAUACCAGAUAUUGAUGUUACUAAUCUUUAGUUAGAAAUUGUGGGGUAUUUUUGUACUUCACAGAUACAGUUUUCCGUCUUUCUCUGUAGGGGUCUUAAAAUUUCCAGAGUUACGUCUAAAUGCAAAAUAUAAUAUGCUAUUUAAUUAAGAUCACUUACUAUUUUAAGGCAGGCCCCCUUUGUAUUUGGACUGAUCAGGCUGUAGCCCACAGCGUCAAUUUUUAGGGGCGCCAAAUUUCUUAAAAAGAUGUUUUACAAUAACUUUUUGAUUAGUUUGUUAAAAACAUAUAAAAUACGCCAAAUUCUGACCUCUAAAAAUCAUUAAAAAUUGUUUUCAGUUACUUCAAUUUUGAAAAUACCCAAGACUGUGUAACCUUGGCAAGGUUGUGUAACCUUGAAGCUUAAUGAGCAUUUAGUAUUGUAUAUUCCAGUUAUCAUAUAUAUUAAAACGUGACAGGGUUUUUUUAUCACUCGAUUCUUAAUCAACCUCUUGACGGAUUUUCAUGUUUUUGUGUUGAAAGAAAUAUAAUUUUGAGAACUAAGGAAUGUCUAAUCAUAAUUUUAGUUUAGGGUUUCAGUUUCUUAGCAAUCAAGGUAAAAUUUUGUUUAAGUCUAGCAGCCGACGCUAAUAUUCUAGACUAGCUUUUGAUAUAACACCAUUUUCUUAACGUAACAGCUGUAAAAAAUCAGCCUUCGAGACAUAAAAAUUCAGCAUUUGGAUAAAAAUGAAAUGAAAUGAUUCCCAUACACGUUGGACGGGCCAAUAGCUAGUUUAUUAAUAAUAGUAUACAUAGAUGUUUUAAAUUGUUAAUAUUUAUCUUUAUUUAUUUUAAAUUAUUAUUUACACUCUUCCUUUGAUUACAUUGUUUUUAGUAUCGUAGAUCGUAUACUACAGUUGUUUGUAAAUAUUAGUAUAAGCAAAUGUUUAAGAUUGUUAAUAUAGCUUGUU